AUGGUGGAAGCUACUGUUCGCAACGCUAUCGCAGCCACUCGACUUGGUGCACUGGGCUACGAUGACGCAGCCCUGUUGCAGCAGUACCGCGAUCAUGGCUACGUGAUCAUCGACGGCCUUCUCUCCUCGGAUCGUACGUCGCCUCUCCACAUCGACUCACUUCGGCGAUGUGCUCACAUUGCAACGCAACUCACGCGCGAGGGACAGUGGCCUCAUCGACGAGUCGUAGGAAACGCUUUCCCUCCAUUCACCAAGGACAAUCGUGACAGUUGGGGCGUGCAGCACAUUAUGAAUCCUCAGCUCGACAUGCUCAUUGAUUCGACAACAACCUCCUUGUCGAGCCAGUUUCAGCAGUUCUACGGCAGCACACCCCUUCUCGAAAUCGCUUCGCUCUUGAUCGGCGCCGAGGUCAACGAGAUGCAGAUGGAGCUGUUCAAUCUGCUCAUCAAUCCUGCAUCUCAUAGCUUUGCGCUGGGCUGGCAUCGAGACGAUAUUCGACCGGACGUGUCCAAAGUUGAAGAACAAGCGCGCUUGGACACGCCCACAUAUGGUGUACAGUUCAAUACCGCGCUGUAUGACGAUGAUUGUCUCUUUAUCGUGCCUGGUACCCAUCGGCGUCUUCGCACCAAGCCAGAGAUCGAAGCCAACAAUGCGAAAGCACCUCCAGCUACGCGGACCGAGGCAACUCAAUCCAACACCGAGCAGCAACAAGGAUUUGCCCCAGAUGGAUCAUGGAUCGGUGUCGAUCCACCCAACACGCUGAGAGUCAAGCUCAAGCCUGGUCAAACGGCGUUUUAUUCGCAAAGAAUCUUGCAUCGUGCUAGCUACCUUCCUAGUGCCAAACGUGCGACACUGCACGGCUGCUUUGGCGAUGCAUCCCAUGGUGGCAAUGGUCCAGCGGAGAGAGCGAGAAAUGUGCUUCAACACGGAGUCGAGUGGAUGCGCGACCCUUGUUUUGGCAAGUCACUGCCAGAUGCUUUGAAGCCGAUGUGGACCAACCUGAUCCGCAUGGACGCCGCCUACGCCGACAAAGAGCUCGGCUUUUCGCUGGACAACAACUAA
Molecule: messenger RNA, 1062 nt
Organism: Mycosarcoma maydis (corn smut)
Lineage: Eukaryota; Fungi; Basidiomycota; Ustilaginomycetes; Ustilaginales
Exons: 2
Coding region: 1-1062 (353 amino acids)
Source: RefSeq, a predicted model, not a curated record